This is a messenger RNA of Linnemannia hyalina, 2874 nucleotides long. The record is from the annotation of a GenBank genome assembly. Lineage: Eukaryota; Fungi; Mortierellomycota; Mortierellomycetes; Mortierellales; Mortierellaceae.
AUGGAUAACAUCGUCAACCCCACCACCAUCACCAUCGGUCUGGUGGUCGCAGGAGCAGGAGCCGCCUACGUCUACCAGAACGUGGUCGAGCCCCAGACAAAGCUUCAGCGAGCCGUCUUGGCCGAGCAGGCUCAGAAGGAACUUUUGGAGGAGCACGAGUCCGAGGCUGCCAAGCGUGGAUCCAAGAAGCAGCCAAAGAAGAGACCUGUCCAGGCAGGAGCUCGCCCCAAGAAGAUUGCCGAGGACAACGACACCAACAGCGCGGAUGAGGUCGUCGACGAGAGAGUCAUCUCCUCCAACCCUUACGAUCUCCUCGAUGCCACCCCUGCCCCGACCGUGAGCAAGAAGGCCGCCAAGAAGGCCGCUGCCGCUGCCAAGGCUGCUGCUGCUCCUGCUCCUGCCCCUGCCCCCGUUGUUGAGAAGACCGAGAAGAUCGAGGUUGACAUUCCUGCCCCUGCCAAGGUCUUGAGCCCCGUUGUCACCCCCGUGACCGCUUCUGUCGAUAUCGUCCAGACCAAGGUCGAAGAUACCAAGGUUGAGGAGCCCAGGGUGUCUGCCAAGAAGGCUAAGAAGGCUGCCAAGGCUGCUGCCGCCGCCGUCGCCGAGCCCGUCAAGGUUACUGAGCCCGUCAAGAUCGUCGAGCCUGUCAAGGUCGUUGAACCCGUCAAGGUUGCCGAGCCAGUCAAGGUUGCCGAGCCCGUCAAGGUCGCCCAGCCUGUCAAGGCCAAGGCUGUCAAGGAGGAGCCCAAAGUUGUUGAGAAGACUGUUGUUGUUGAGAAGGUUGUCCCCAACGAGGAGUUCGAGGCUCUUCGCGCUGCUUUGGCUGCCAAAGACAAGGAGGUUGCUGCUGUCACUGUCCAGGCCGAGAAGGUCAAGGCCCAGGUCGAGACUCUUCAAAAGCAGUUGGAUGCCAAUAGCGACGUCGUCAAGGCUGCCAAGAAGAUCGAGAGCCGUGCCCAGUCCGUCGACUCCAAGAUCGAGUCGCUCAACUUUACCAACUCUCUUUUGGUCAAGCAGCUCGCCGUCGAGAAGCAGAACAUCAAAGCCGCUCAAGAGCAGGCUGCCAAGGCUUCGGAAAAGUCUGGACGCGCCGCCGAGUUGGAGCAGCAAAUUCAGGAUCUUCAACAGAACCGCGUCCAUCUUGGCGCCCAGAUGGACCGUAUGAACGAGAUCAACCACGACUUGAAGCAGCAGCUUGCUCGCGUCGAGAACGAUGCCCAGCAGAUGUCGCGCAAUGUCAUGGAUGCUGAGCACCGCGCCGAGGCUGCCUUGAGAGAACGCAACGAGAUUCACCACAAGUGCUCGAUGAUUUUGACAGAGAAGGAUUCCAGGAUUGCCGGACUUGAGGCUGACUACAGAUCGUUGGAGAGUGAGCUCGAGAACUCAAAGUUGCAGGUCGAGCAGUACGCUGAUGCUGUCAGCCACGCUGAGGAGGUUGCCCGCAGCCAAGCCGAGUCGUUCGAGGGCGAGAAGCACUCCUUGAUCGAAGAGAUUGAUAUGCUUCGCGGUCAGCUUGCCCAGGAGUCGGAUAAGGUUGCACAGAAGGAGGUUGAAGUCAAGCGUGCUCAGGAUGAGCACAAGGCCUUGUCGUCUAAGCACGAGAAGCACAUCGCCGUUCUUUCGACUAAAGAGUCCUCUCUCUCUGCCAAGGAGGCCGAGCUUUCGACCAAGGUUGCCGAGCUGGCCGCCAAGGAGACCGAGCUCACGGUCAAGGUUGCCGAGUUGACUGCCGCCUACGAGAAGAUUACCACCGUCGAGAGCGGUUUGACCAAAGCCAAGAGCGAGGUCGCGGCCAAGGAUGCCCUGAUCAAGGAGCUUCAGGGCAACCAUGCCUCCACCGUCAGCACCCAGCAGGAGCAGUUUGACCAUUUGACCAAGGAGUUGGAGACCUCCAACACCCAGAUCGCCUCAUUGGUCGAGAAGCAGCAGACCCUCAACGCUCGCAUUGUCGAGUUGACCGAGAGGGCCACCGAGAACACCAAGAAGGCCGAAGAGCAGUCUUCUACCUUGAACAAGCGCAUUGAGGAGUUGCAGAAGGAGGUUGCCACCAAGGAGACCAGCCAUAAGACUGUCAUCACCGAGAAGGAGACCCUUGCCGCCGAGUUGGCUACUGUUGCUGCCUCGCACGAGACUGCCAAGAAGGCUCACGAUGCCGUCCACAAGGAGAAGGCCGAUCUCGAGGCCGCUGUCGCUGCCAAGACUGCCGAGGUUGAGGCCUUGAUCAAGGAGAAGGAGACCCUCGCCAAGGAGAAGGAAACUCUUGCCAAGGAGCACUCUUCCAAGUCCGAGUCGACCGAUGCUUUGAACAAGGAGAAGGAAACCCUCUCUGCCGCUGUUGCUACUAAGGUCGCCGAGGUCGAGACCUUGUCCAAGGAGAAGGAGGCCCUCGCUGCCGAGAAAGAUGCUUUGACUGCUGAGCUCUCUGUUGCUAUUGAGGCCAAGAAGACUGUCGAUGCCGAGUUGGAGACUUUGAUCGAGGCCUCGGAGGUCACCAAGGGCGAGUUGGAGGCCGAGCAGGCCGUGUUGUCUGCCCGCGUUGCCCAGUUGGAGUCCGAGUUGAGCCAGGCCCAGGUUCAGGCCAAGAAGGUCAACAUUGCUGCUGCCACCACCAACGGUGCCACUACCAGCAACGGUGCCGCCGCUGCCAGCGACAAGGUUGUUGUUGAGGAGGUCGAGUCUGUGGAGGAGGACAACAAUAACGAGGAUGGUGAGGAGAACGACUCUGUUGAGGGUGAUGUCAAUGUGCCCAACGGCGAGAAGAAGAAGAAGAAGAAGAAGAAGAACAAGAAGAAGUCUGCCGCCGCCGCUGCCGGAGCCACGGAGGAGAAGAUUGAUGUUCAGGAGAAGGAGGGCGUCGCCGUUGCCACCUUUUAA